CACAAGCUAGACUGCUAGACUGCUAGACUGCUAGACUGCUAGGCUGCCUGAUAGAUACACACUCGGCCGCUAUUGCUUUUGGGACAUGGGCACUACAAACUACCAACCACUACCACUACAACCACCACUCCCUCCUCUACUGUGCCGCCUUCUCCUCUCCUUCUUUCUUCUUUCUUUCUUUCUUCUUUCUUUCUUUCUUCUUCUUCUUCUUCUUCUUCUUCCCUUCCUCUUCCCCUCUCCCUUCUUCACUACAUAUUCCUCCCUCCUCCUCCGCAGCGUCAUCUCCGCGAUUCCCCCGGUCGCCGUCGCUUACUCCGCACGCGCUCCGUCUGCGUCCAAGGUGCGGGGGCCCAGCUUAUCGCUUGCUUGCUUAACCUAAACAUUUCGCGACAACUACACAUCCACCCUAUCCGACCCUCGACCUGCCAUGCGCCCCAAUGACCGGCCUCAAGCGCUCCUUGGAGGAGUCUACUCAUGACGGCGACGCUACCUCCCCACAAGAUGCUCCCAACGUGAAGCCCGUCUCGCCCGCCGCCUCCUCCGCCUCGAAUUCCUCCGCUUCCUCCUUCCGCAACGUGAGCGCCUGCAACCGCUGUCGCCUGCGCAAGAACCGCUGCGACCAGCGCCUCCCGUCCUGCGCAUCAUGCGACAAAGCAAGUGUCAAGUGCGUUGGGUACGAUCCCAUCACUAAGAGGGAAAUUCCGCGAAGUUAUGUAUAUUAUCUUGAAACCCGUGUCACAUAUCUCGAAUCUCUGUUGAAGGAAAAGGAUAUCGCGUUCUCCGCUGCCGAGGAGUUCAACCCGAGCUUCGAGGGUACCAAUGGAUCUACGUCAAAUACAAACUACAAUGGAUCCGCGCCGGCUCGCAAUGGCACUGCAAGGGCAGCGUCGAGCUCCACGAAGGAAGAAAAUGAAAGAUAUGAUCGCGAAAAGCUCACGAAGUUGGUUUCAAAUAUAGGCAUGGUAUCCGUGCAGGGUGCGAGCGAUCCCAGAUUCUUGGGGUCAACUUCUGGCAUUUCGUUUGCGCGAGUUGUCUUUGCUGCCGUCAAAAGCUCAGUGUCGGGCGGUUCCUCGGAGCGAGGGAGCGUGCGAGGAAACAAAUCAUUGACGGGCAAUGUGGCAGAUGGGGGAACCUCCAUGAGGGAAACUUUCUUUGGGCUCCACACCAAGCCUACCAUACAGCCGGCGCCCUUCCCAGACCGUGAACUCGGAACCCGUCUUGUUGAAUUGUAUUUCGAACACGCAAACCCGCAGAUUCCAAUAUUGCACCGCGGCGAAUUUAUGGAGAUGUUUGAGCGUGUGUACACCUCAGGUGAACGAAGUAGGACAUCACGCGAGUCCUACAUGCUCAACAUCGUAUUUGCGAUCGGUGCGGGUAUUAUUCUGGGCAGUUCCGACACAGAGGAAUCCCCGAGCUCGGAUGCGGGUAACUCUCCCAAGAGAUCGAGAGGCUCAUCUCCGAGUAACAAGAAGCGGCGAGUUGCAGGACAGCAACACCAACCCGAAGAAUAUCACGCGUCGGCCAUCGUCCACCUUGAGAAUUUCCUUGGAUCUUCACCAGCGGCAGACCGGCCUGAUGGAUUUGGUGGUGGGCUUGAAGAGUUACAAGCCGUUCUCCUACUUGCAGGGUUUGCACUAUUAAGGCCCGUUGCGCCCGGUCUGUGGUACAUCGUUGGUGUUGCAGUGCGCCUAGGUGUCGAUCUUGGUCUUCACUACGAAGACGGUGUAGGAAUCGAUGGCUCAGGAUCGGAGGAUCAACCUAGUUCGCAACAUGAAGCAAAAGACCAUGCUGGUUCUGCAGCAACCAGUAGCAGGAAGAUCGAUGCUAAAGAGAGGGGCCGUAGACAAUGGGUGCGAGAUCUUCGGAGAAGGUUAUGGUGGUGCGUCUAUUCUCUCGACAGGCUCGUCUCCACCUGUGUAGGAAGGCCCUUUGGUAUCACAGAUCAGGUCGUAACGACCGAGUUCCCGUCGUUACUUGACGAUCGUUUCAUCACGAAAGAAGGAUUUAUUGAAUCCCGCAACCACCCGAAAUUUCCAAGCUACAAGAUAGUUGCACAUCAUUACUUCAGGCUCAGGCUGUUACAGUCAGAAAUUUUGCAAGUACUACAGCAUCGGCAAGCACAGCAAGCAAGGGCGAGUGGGGCCAACCAGGGCAACGACUACAUGCACACAAAGCUACCCUCCCCCUUUCUGACGAAUUUCGAUUCUUUUCGUGCAUGGCGUGUGGACAUCGACAAGCGUCUGCUAGAAUGGAGGGAUUCAGCACCAACGCAGCAGGAUGCAGGCGUUCAAUUCUCGCCACUCUUCCUCGAACUCAACUACUGGCAGGCCAUCAUAAUGUUGUACAGACAGAGUCUAGCAGUACCCUCGGGAUUGGCUAACGAGCUUGGUGAAACCGAUGGAAAUAUUGGAAGUCCUUCAUUAACGAACGUUGAGGAAAGAGAGGACGAGGAGCUCGUCUUUCUGAAAGUUGCUGAGGCGGGACAAAAGGUCCUCAAACUCUACCGCCAGCUGCACCGUGUCCGUCUCGUGAAUUAUACCUUCCUGGCAACACAUCAUCUUUUCAUGGCUGGAAUAUCCUUCCUCUACGCGGUUUGGCAUUCUCCUAUAGUCCGCAGUCAUUUGUCUCUGGACGACGUCGACUUUACCGUACUAGCCGCGACAUCCGUUUUAGGCGACCUCAUCGAGAAAUGUCCUCCAGCCGAAGCAUGUCGUGAUGCCUUUGACCGUAUGAGCAAAGCCACCAUAUCCAUGUGUAUGUCUUCGGGAGGUUUUGGGCCCUCGGCACUCCGCGCAUUACCACAAAACCAUGCCCACACCCAAAAGGCCCAUCCAAGCAAUGCUACAUUCAUGCCUGCAUCAGAUGCAGGCGCAAGGCAGGAUACCGAGAUGACGGGAUUCCCGGCCAACACAUACUUUACUCAUCACAACAAACGAGCAAUACCCAAAUUCGACAUGAAUCUCAGGGAUCUUUUCUCCGAGGAUGAGACCGAUAAACGGUCGUUUAGUCGAAUAUCUAAUCAGAUCAACAGCAUGCGGCCUCCGCCUCCACCGCAUCAGGCCAUCAAGCAGGAGCCGAUGCAGAUGCAACCAUUGAAAGGCGAUGCAACGAUGUCGCCACCACUACCUAACCACUCCCACCAACAGCAACAUCAACAUCAACGCCAGCAGCAGCAGCAGCAGCAACAGCAGCAACAAGCGUACUUCGACCCCAACAUGCAAUCCAUGCCCACAUCCACCACUCCGCCCAUCUCUCAAGCUCAAAUGACAUCCCCAUAUCAAGUCACAAACACUCUCCCAUACAACACCUUUUCCCAACAAGUCGCAUCCGCAUACCCGGACCUUGGAUUCUCCGAGCUCGACUUCCUGGAUUCGUUCCCAGUCUCCAAUCAGGCCGGGGCGACUCUCGGACAGGGGCAAGGAGGCAACUACAACGCCGCCGUGAGCGACGCAGUGGGCGGUCUCCAAGAUCUAGGAUUCGGCAUGGGAUUCGCAGAUGGGACGCACGACUGGGCCGACGGGAACGGCUUCGAUCUCUUCGAUGGAUUCUUUUUCGGUCCGGGGGGUGGCAAUGGUGCUUAGAGAGAGGGAGAAAAAACAACUUGAAAGCAUUACGAUCACGAUCCUUGCGUGGUUACCUUGCCACCACUCCACCACCACUGUCCGGAGGAGUACAAACACCCUCUACGUACAUAUAUCAAACACAUACAUGCAGGAAAGGCUUGCAUACGAGUGGGGGUGGAGUCAAGUAAGGAACGAUCACCAGAACGCGUGGGGUAGUCGCCACACACCCUCUUGAGUCUCACACCCUCACACAACACACAAACCUCGAUGCGAGGCAAGAAGAAGGAGGGAAAAAAGCAAGUAAAAAGAAGGAGGACACGCAAAGCGAUCGCGAUUGGAUGAUUCCGGCACCCCGUCCAAUCGGCUGUUUAUACCACAGAUAUGCAUGCCUUUUUCCCAGUGCCUCUCCAACCCGACCCUGUAGAUAAG
Aaosphaeria arxii CBS 175.79 is the source of this 3992-nucleotide messenger RNA. RefSeq lists its product as uncharacterized. Gene Ontology annotation, biological process: DNA-templated transcription; positive regulation of transcription by RNA polymerase II. The transcript is spliced from 6 exons. Gene Ontology annotation, molecular function: sequence-specific DNA binding; DNA-binding transcription factor activity, RNA polymerase II-specific; zinc ion binding. The record is from RefSeq and is a predicted model, not a curated record. Bases 438 to 3581 code for a protein of 1047 amino acids. NCBI's taxonomy places the organism in Eukaryota, Fungi, Ascomycota, Dothideomycetes, Pleosporales.